Messenger RNA from Gymnodraco acuticeps, 1287 nucleotides. It is a transcript of the gene grm5b, whose product is annotated as glutamate receptor, metabotropic 5b. Gene Ontology annotation, biological process: trans-synaptic signaling by endocannabinoid, modulating synaptic transmission; regulation of synaptic transmission, glutamatergic; G protein-coupled glutamate receptor signaling pathway. Gene Ontology annotation, molecular function: adenylate cyclase inhibiting G protein-coupled glutamate receptor activity; G protein-coupled receptor activity involved in regulation of postsynaptic membrane potential. The coding region runs from base 585 to 1064 and encodes 159 amino acids. Gene Ontology annotation, cellular component: postsynaptic density membrane. NCBI's taxonomy places the organism in Eukaryota, Metazoa, Chordata, Actinopteri, Perciformes, Bathydraconidae. The transcript has 5 exons. The record is from RefSeq and is a predicted model, not a curated record.
GCGAGGGGCGCGAGGUGUUUGGAGACACGCUCAGGUGUGCGUGACUGGAAAACGGAGGGAGCUCUGCACAGAGACAGCUCCAGUGUGUUUGACAUUGGAAUACACGUUAUCGGCAGUGUCUUCUCUCUGCGUGUUGGAACUUGCAACCUAAUUGCCAAACCGUGUCAAGGACGCCAGCGAGACAUAUAAUCAAAUAAGUUAGGCCUACGCAACAAGAGAGGGACACAGAGGGGGAGUGUGACAGAGGCACAGCAUGUAAGCCACUGUGUGAGAGAGGCAUACCGAAGAGACGAUUGCAAAUGAAACAGUGGCUUGUCUCAGGGAGAGAGAAGCGGGUGGGGAGAGGACUUUUAGGUUGCACUGCUGCACCUGCCUCAGCUGUUGCAGUGAUGGUCAGACCUUGAAAUCUGAAUGUCAACACAGAAGAAAGGAAUAUUUUCCAAUCAUCCACUCGCAUAAACUCAUCUGUGCCACGAGCUCCUGCCAUGGCCGGGAAAAGUGUUCCUCGGACAAGUAGUUUCCUGUGAAGGCUCUACUCAACACAUGUGAGAUCUGCUUCUCCUUUGUUACCUCAACGGACCAAGAUGAUGCUUCGGCUGCUGUUAGUUCUGUCCAUUUGGGUGGGAUCUUAUGAAGCUGACUCUGCCCUGUCCGAACGGCGAGUUGUAGCACACAAUCCUGGUGACAUCAUCAUCGGAGCGCUGUUCUCUGUCCAUCAUCAGCCUCCUGCUGACAAGGUACACGAGCGCAAAUGUGGCGCGGUGCGGGAGCAGUACGGCAUCCAGAGGGUGGAGGCCAUGAUGUACACGCUGGACCGCAUCAACGCCGACCCGUUCAUCCUGCCCAACAUCUCCCUGGGCUGCGAGAUCCGGGACUCCUGCUGGCACUCGGCCGUGGCUCUGGAGCAGAGCAUCGAGUUCAUACGGGAUUCACUGGUCUCCUCUGACGACGCAGAGGAGUGGGGGGGACUAGGGGGAGGAGGUGGCGGAGGAGCGAGUACGGUGAAGUGUUUCAGACCCCUCGGCCCACUCCCAUGCGGGGGAAGAAACCCAUCGUGGGUUUAAUUGGACCAGGGUCAAGCUCUGUGGCCAUCCAGGUCCAGAACCUUCUACAGCUGUUCAACAUACCACAGAUUGCCUACUCUGCCACCAGUAUGGACCUCAGCGACAAGAGCCUUUUUAAGUACUUUAUGCGGGUGGUGCCUUCAGAUGCCCAGCAGGCAAGAGCUAUGGUGGACAUUGUCAAGAGAUACAACUGGAGCUAUGUGUCUGCUAUACACACCGAAGG